Toxotes jaculatrix (banded archerfish) is the source of this 902-nucleotide messenger RNA. It is a transcript of the gene tp53inp2a, whose product is annotated as tumor protein p53 inducible nuclear protein 2. The coding region runs from base 285 to 743 and encodes 152 amino acids. The record is from RefSeq and is a predicted model, not a curated record. The transcript is spliced from 4 exons. Lineage: Eukaryota; Metazoa; Chordata; Actinopteri; Toxotidae.
CAACAGCCUGGUUUGGGUGUUACAGUCAUAGACCUUUCGUAGACUUUUAAAGAUUGUGAGAUACCUGUGAAAAUCUUCAAACCGACUCUCCACAAUGGUCUGCGAGUCCAACUGAGACACACUAACGACAGGUGAGGACACACCGCAGAGCUGCAGCUCAUAUACAGGAGUACAAAACACAGCAGCUGAAGACUUACAACACCUGAGCUUCCUUGCUGAACAAAGAAAGGAAGGAAGACAGGGACAACAGCGCAGACAAACACAUCAAGAGAAGACAAAGAGAAAUGUUCAAAACAAUUACCCGUCUCCUUUUUGGGCGAGAGGAGGAGACCCCUGAAGAAGCCAAGUCUGGAGAAGUGGUGGAAGAAGGGUGGCUUGUUGUCAGUCAUCAAGAGACAAGUUCUGCAGAGAACCAGGAUGCAGAGCUGACUGACACCCAACCGUUAAACUCGGCUCCUCAUGGAGAAACAGUUGCAAAUAUGGAAACUGAUACAAGCGUGCUAGAUCCAGAGCCCACAGUUCAAAGCAGCAGCGCCACCAGUCAAGCCAUCUCUGGCUCUUUUUCUCAGCCAAAGGUACGGGCGGAGGUGACACAGCUCACCUGCAUGCAGAAGGCAAAGGCCUGGGCAGACCGACACCACAUGUCCCGUAACGCUAUCCAGCGCCAGAACCGUGUUCGCCAAGGGGUCCAGCACCACUCCUUCAACCUCCAACAGCCAGGGCACCGUAACCUCGGCCAUUGAAGCUCUGGUUUUAAACCAGGAAAUAGUCUUUCAGCGUACAUCAUACACAUUCAACACAUACUAUAAUACACACGUACACAUACACACAGCUCAGAGCUGACAAAAAAAAAAGCAUUAUUACAUCUGUUUUUACACAUUUAGAGUUUUGUGCAGAUAUAA